Molecule: messenger RNA, 1776 nt
Organism: Durotheca rogersii
Lineage: Eukaryota; Fungi; Ascomycota; Sordariomycetes; Xylariales; Xylariaceae
Product: P-loop containing nucleoside triphosphate hydrolase protein
Exons: 2
Coding region: 1-1776 (591 amino acids)
Biological process (GO): proteolysis; protein catabolic process
Cellular component (GO): mitochondrial matrix
Molecular function (GO): ATP hydrolysis activity; ATP binding
Source: RefSeq, a predicted model, not a curated record
AUGCCACCAUUGCUCCACCCCUCGUUCUCGAGACACCAUCGUCGAGUCCUGACGACCUCCACCGCCUUUCGGUAUGCCGCGAGACGCACCAUAGAUCUCAAUUCCCCGUUUACGAAUUCCUAUGAUCCUAACGAGGAGGGCCGGGGGCCUAUGUUCUCCAAGAACACGUUUGGCGUCCCGCAAUUCUAUCCUCGAGACCUUAAGAAGCGGGUCGAUGAGUAUGUGGUCGGACAGGAUCGAGCCAAGAAGACGAUAUCCUCCGUCAUAUUUAACCACUACCAGAAUAUGCGGCGACGCCACCACCAAGAAGUACAGGAACAGAAGCGAGAGGAAAGGCUUAUGCGGCAGGCCAUUGCCCGCGAUCGAAUUGCGAGAGAGAGGGAAUCCCAUCCUGCUGAAGGUUGGCACUUCCCAAUAUCCAAGUUUCAUCGAUACCGCGCUGACGACGACUUCGAAGACGAAUUCCCCGGCCGUAACGAUUCGAUGCAGCAUAUACAUCAGACAUGGCAGCACUCUGAACAGAGGGCUGACUUUGACACAUCUGAAGACACUACCCGAGCCCCUACGGUCAAGAUCGACAAGAGCAAUCUGCUACUCAUAGGCCCAACUGGUGUUGGGAAGACAUACAUCCUCGAGACACUAAGCAAGAAGAUCAAUGUUCCAUUUACGAUAUGCGAUUGCAACUCCUUUACCCAAGCCGGCUAUAUCGGCCAAGAUGUUGAGACCUGUAUCGAGCGGUUAUUGAUCGAGUCCAAUUACGAUAUAUCGGCCACCGAGCAGGGCAUUGUCGUCCUUGACGAAUUCGAUAAGAUUGCCAAGCGCGAGACUAUGAAUGGAAGAGAUGUCGGUGGCGAAGGUGUGCAGCAGGCACUGCUGAAACUAGUUGAGGGAACCAAGGUCACCAUCAGCGUCAAGGAUAACCGCUCAUCAUCCUCUCGUUCGGCCACCCCGAUUACCUCGAACUACGCCAACCCAGGAUCCUCGUCCUCGGGGCCUCAACCUACACCUCCAUCGGGCAAGGUCGACCAGUACACCAUUGACACCAGCAACAUAUUAUUUGUGAUGUGUGGUGCCUUCGUCGGUCUCGACAAGGUGGUAUUAAAUCGAGUAGCUAAAUCAUCGAUGGGCUUUGGCUCCGAGAUUCGGAGUCGAUCAACAUCUGGCAAAUCAGACCUGCCACCAGAAUUAUUCAAUCACCUCCCGCACCGGUCCCCGAACGAUGAAGACACCUCCGCUCUAACGGCGCUCGACCUCGCGACGCCAGAGGAUCUGCAAAAAUUCGGGUUCAUCCCAGAACUGAUCGGGCGUGUGCACAACAUAGUGGCACUCUCGCCACUCUCGCGAUCUGAUCUGCUACGCAUUCUAACUGAGCCGCGCAACUCACUUGUGGCUCAGUACACGGCUCUAUUUCAAACGUAUCCAUCGAGCCUAUGCUUUACGCAGAAGGCGCUGGAGGCGGUUGCAGAGCGAGCUGAGAAGGCGCAGACGGGGGCGCGGGGGCUCAAGAUGGAGAUAGAACGAGUGCUGGCGGAGGCUAUGUUCGAUGCACCUACGCCUUACGUGCUCGUGACAGAGAAGGCGGUUCGCGGCGAAGAGAAAGUCGGGUACUGGGGGAAAGACGGACGGCUCGAGGUCGAGGCACGGAUACGCGAAGAGGAUGGUCUAGACGGCGACGCUGACACCGACUUAGGACGACGGCAGCAGGGCUUUGGCGAUGGAAGACAGAUUCUGAGGAGCCUAGGGCAGUACCGGGAGGCGGGACAGAGCGGUGCUUGA